UCCGAGACAGAUGACUUCGGCGACCCGACGGCGCUCCUCGGCUCGGAAGGCGACAAGGAGCUCGCGCGCGCGACAAAGCAGAUGGGCCCGAAGUGGGUCAGCUCUCUCAAGAAGCGCCUCCUGGACCGCGCGGUAGCGUUCGAGAUGACGUUGGAGAACGAUGGCUCGGACAUCGAGGUGUCUAUGGAGAGCACUAGCCGUGUUCUGUCGUGCGGACAUGAGAUAUGCGAAGAGUGCGUUCAAUACCUUUCCACCUCGGAGAUAGAGCACGAUGGCGUGUUCGGAAACAACGACGAGAAGGAGAACCUGCGUGCCGAGAAGGAGUUCGAGACCGCAGCUGCCAAGGGUCUCCGUCCAUGCCCGACAUGCAAGAAGAUGCAGGACCUCCGCCCGAACGGCGUAUUCCUCGCCUCCGCGUUCAUGCCCACCCGAGACGAGGUGCGCGCCGCCGUCUGCGCGGCGCGCAGGCGUCCGCCCAGUCCCCCGCCUCCGCUAAAGAAGAAACCGAAGUUGGAGAUCAUCGACAUCAGUGAUCUCGAAUCAUCGAGCAGCGACGGAGACUCGGACGAUAGCAUGCCGGACGUGUCAGUCAUGCUCAAGAGCUCGCCUAGGGAUAAGGGCGAGAAGACCCUAAGCAAGCCACUCAAGGGCAAGGCUGUGAACAGGAAUAGCAAGGCGAGGGCGAAAGAAGAGAGUGACGUUGAUUCGGACUCGGAAUUGGCCUCGGAUGUCCCGAAAAAAUGUAUGGGAAAGAAGACGAGGCAGAAGAGUAACAAGCGGGACAGCUCAGAAGAGCUUCCCCCGGCGCCUGACGCGAAUCUGCUUGCGACGUGGAAGCGGGGCGGGAGCAACGUGGAGUCGAGUGCGAAAAUGAUGCGUAUGGUCGCGUACCUCAAAGAGUGGGAGUCCACGGGGGAUAAGACGAUCGUCUUCUCGCAGUGGACGUCGAUGCUUGACCUGUGUGAGCAGAUCUUCUCCCGGCAUGGGAUACGGAGCUUGAGGUAUGACGGGUCGAUGAGUCGGGAGGCGAGGGAGUACUGUUUGGCGCAGUUUAGGCAGCCAGGCGGGCCAAAGGUCAUCCUCGUCAGCCUCAAGUGUGGCGGCGUUGGCUUGAACUUGGUGUCUGCUAACCGGGUCAUCAACUUGGAUCUGUCAUGGAACUAUGCCGCUGAAUCCCAGGCGUAUGACCGCGUACAUCGUCUCGGCCAGGAGAAGGAGGUAUUCGUAAAGCGUCUGAUCAUACGGAACACUAUUGAGGAGCGUAUGCUUGCGCUACAAGAGACAAAGCUCAAUCUCGCAGGGGCCGCCCUCGGAGAAGGCGGUGGAGGCAAGCUGGACAAGCUAAGCAUCAAGCAAAUCAAGACGCUCUUCGGCAUGACGAAGAACAACAACCGCGAGCGGGAUAGAAACCGUCAGCAGAACGAACAUCAUGUCUGA
Dichomitus squalens LYAD-421 SS1 is the source of this 1437-nucleotide messenger RNA. RefSeq names its product P-loop containing nucleoside triphosphate hydrolase protein. The transcript is spliced from 12 exons. The annotation marks the transcript as partial. The record is from RefSeq and is a predicted model, not a curated record. Lineage: Eukaryota; Fungi; Basidiomycota; Agaricomycetes; Polyporales; Polyporaceae.